This is a messenger RNA of Trichosporon asahii var. asahii CBS 2479, 1584 nucleotides long. Its product is annotated as vacuole protein. NCBI's taxonomy places the organism in Eukaryota, Fungi, Basidiomycota, Tremellomycetes, Trichosporonales, Trichosporonaceae. Gene Ontology annotation, cellular component: plasma membrane. Gene Ontology annotation, molecular function: potassium ion transmembrane transporter activity. The coding region runs from base 1 to 1584 and encodes 527 amino acids. The transcript has a single exon. Gene Ontology annotation, biological process: potassium ion transmembrane transport. The record is from RefSeq and is a predicted model, not a curated record.
AUGUGGCUCGCCGUGUUCGGGUCGAUCGCAAAGGACGUCGUGAUCCUCGGCCUUGACAUCUUCACGGCCGUCACCAUGCUGGUGUCCACCAACUGGACUAACGCCGUCUAUGCCUCGGCCGACAACCACUGUCGCGAAAGCGGCAACUGCCCGAUCACGGUCAAGUUCGGCAUCGCCAAGUGGGUGUUUUGCGGCUGCAUCUUCUUCUCCUUCCUCCUGCUGGGCUGGGAGAUGUACCGUGCCAGUCGCGUCAUUGCGACCCGCGACAUCUCGUACUGCUUCACCAACGUCAUGGCCAACCGUUGGGUUUCCGUGCGCGACUACAACAAGUUUUGUCUCUUCCGGCAUAUUGGUGAAUCAAAGAAGAAAAAGGACAGCGUCGCGUUCUUUGUCUUCUUCUCGUUCCAGGACUGGAAGCGAGUCAUCCUGUCAGACGGCCCGAGACAGUCUAUCAACGCACUCAUCCUCUACACAAUCGCCAAAAACUUCAACUUUUCGUUUGACUAUCUCCCGCAAUACUGGGACAACUCGGUGAUCACAGCGCUCCUGUUCUGGGCCAUGGUGACGACCGUCGUCCUGUUCGCCUUUGGCCUCGCCAAGAUUCUCCUGUCUGGUGCUCUCUACCUCCCCCUCCUUUGCUACAUCCAGGGCAACCUGAAGGAGUACGUCUGUCACAAGGUCGACAAGCGUCUCGGCAAGGUCAUGCGCAACCUGCAAAAAGACCGAAUGAAGCGCAACGCAAAGAUUGAGCAGCAGCUCGCUAUGGGCGGGAAAGUCAAGGUCGCCACGGGCGAGAUUGUCGAUGCUGCUCUCCUUCGCCCGACCCUGCCAAACAUCUCUCUGGACGACGACGACGUUGGGUCCAAGACGAACCUCCUGCGGUCUGGGUCGCCCGUUCCCGGUGCGGUUGUCCCGCCCGGUGGUCGUGUAUCGCCCGGGCCCAAUUGGGCUCUGCAGGAGAAGCCGCCUCUUCCCCCAGGAGGUCGUGUGUCUCCAGGUCCCAACUGGGCGAUGCAGGAGAAGCCGCCCAUGCCUCCUGGCGGCCGCGUCUCUCCCGGUCCCAACUGGGCUGCGCCAAAGGGCGGCAUCACCCAGGGCCCAAACCACUGGAACGCGUCCGAGAUCUCGCUCACGGCGCCGCCGGUCCAGCAUGCCAACCUCGACGACAUCUACGACUCUUACACGAUCGACGACCACGACAGCAACCUCGGGCACGCAGCGCCCGGACUGUCCUACCCUCCAAACACGCGCCGGUUGUCACCUCCGCAAGCCGCGGCAGGCGCCCCAACAUACCCUCCUUCUGCCAUGGGCCCAGCACCACCUUAUCCGCCCCCAUCAUCUUAUCCCGACAUCUAUUCUCCGACGCACCAGGCCUUACGACCGCAGUCGCCCCAGACGCAAUUUGGACGGCCGCAGUCUCCAGCUGCUAACCUCGGGUAUCCCCGCGCCCAGUCGCCCGUGGUCCAGCGCGAGUACUAUGAGUACUCGGCUGGCAGUCUGACGGCUGUCUCGUCUGGGAACCAGAGCUAUGUCGAGGCGACAGUGUCGACAAUGGCGCGGACGCGACAAAGUCAUGGGUGGUAG